Molecule: messenger RNA, 5108 nt
Organism: Girardinichthys multiradiatus
Lineage: Eukaryota; Metazoa; Chordata; Actinopteri; Cyprinodontiformes; Goodeidae
Gene: c2cd5
Product: C2 calcium dependent domain containing 5
Exons: 31
Coding region: 304-3861 (1185 amino acids)
Biological process (GO): positive regulation of protein targeting to membrane; positive regulation of vesicle fusion; positive regulation of D-glucose transmembrane transport
Cellular component (GO): plasma membrane
Molecular function (GO): calcium ion binding; calcium-dependent phospholipid binding
Source: RefSeq, a predicted model, not a curated record
GCAGCACACUGAACAGUCGGAAAACUCAUUCAUCACGAUCCUUAUCAAGCUGGCCGUCGGCAUCACGCGCUGAAGUAAUAUUGUUACUACUAUUGAAAUGUACUGUGAUUCACUCACAUGUAACACGUUAUAUCAGCCAGUGGAUAUCUCCUAACACUUUCCUGUGUGGGGACUGGGAACCAACGUGUCGUGUUAUGGGAGAAACACGGAGGUCAGGCAUCAAUAAUGUCCGUGUGAAACGACCCUACUAUCGCUCCAACGGCUAAUGGUUUCUUUAUAUUGUAGCACGGGUUAAACUAGACCAUGCCUGGGAAACUGAAGGCCAAAAUUGUGGCAGGGCGCCACUUACCUGUUAUGGACAGAGCAAGUGAUCUAACGGAUGCCUUUGUGGAGGUCAAGUUUGGAAACACAACCUUCAAAACAGAUGUUUGUCCCAAGUCCCUUAAUCCACAGUGGAACUCAGAAUGGUUCAAGUUUGAGGUUGAUGAUGAGGACUUGCAGGAUGAACCCUUGCAGAUCACUGUGUUGGACCAUGAUACAUACAGCGCUAAUGAUGCCAUAGGGAAAGUUUACAUUGACAUUGAUCCUCUGCUAUGUACUGAGGCUGCCUCUGUCAUUUCUGGCUGGUUUCCCAUCUAUGACACCAUCCAUGGCAUCAGAGGAGAGAUCAACGUCCUUGUAAAAGUGGAGCUUUUCAACGACUUGAACCGUUUCAGGCAGUCGUCUUGUGGGGUCAAGUUUUUCUGUACCACAUCUAUUCCUCGGGGCAACCGGGCAGCCAUGGUCCACGGGUUUGUAGAGGAACUGGUGGUGAAUGAGGACCCAGAAUACCAGUGGAUAGACCGCAUUAGAACUCCUCGGGCUUCCAACGAAGCACGUCAGAGACUCAUCUCUCUUAUGUCUGGAGAGCUGCAGAGGAAAAUAGGGCUAAAAGUUCUGGAGAUGGGUGGGAAUGCAGUGAUUGGCUACCUGCAGUGCUUUGACUUGGAGGGAGAGUCUGGUCUGGUGGUCCGGGCCAUAGGUACCGCCUGCACUCUGGAAAAAAUCAGCUCCGGCAGCCUCGUGAACACGCACCCUAACACAGCGCCUGCUUCCAAUGCCUGCAAUUCCCCGUCUAAAGAUGGAAAGGAGCCGGUUUUUGGUGAGGAUCUGACCUCGUCCUCCGGCCCGCCUACCCCUUUCCGAGCCCUCCCCACCUCCUCCUCCUCUCCUCCCCCUUUCUCUCCCAGCAAGCCAUGCAGCCGUCAGUCCUCAUCAUCAGACACUGACCUCAGUUUGACGCCCAAGACGGAGGAGCCCCAGUCAGGGAGACGCAGGCCAGGGAUCUUCCUCUGCCCCAGCUCCCCCGUCUUUUCUCCAGACUCAUUGUCCCUUCCUGGUUUGGGCUCAGCGAAGUGUGGUCAUGGCUCUGGCCCCAGAGCGACCACUCCGCCCCCUCCCUCCUUCACCCACUCAGACUCUGCCUUGCUGAGAAAGAGCGUGUCUUUCACCGAGGACCUGCUGCUGGCAGCCUCCGGAAUGGGCAGCGGUGGCAGCGCAGGGAAGGAGGCCGGGCCCUUGAAGACACUACUCAGACAGCAGACGCAGACUGCUCUCGAGCAGAGGGGAGCAUCCUCCUCUGGGUUAUUGUUUAACGCCAGGGAGUUCCCCUUCUUCACCCUGACCUCUUUCCCGCCGGGUUUUCUGGUUCAUGUUGGCGGAGUGGUCAGUGCUCGUUCUGUUAAAUUACUGGAUCGCAUACACAACCCUGCCUUGGGUAACACGCGCUCGUACAAACUGCUAGACUGGAAUAGUGUCACCGCAGAUGAACCUGAGACCCGUGAUGCAUGGUGGGAAGAGAUACGCCAGGAAAUUAAAUCUCAUGCCAAAGCUCUUGGUUGCCAUGCUGUUGUAGGUUACAGUGAAAACACAAGCAUAUGCGAAGAGGUUUGUAUUCUGUCAGCAUCUGGCACAGCUGCCAUCCUGAAUCCUCGGUAUAUGCGUGAAGGCUGCCUUGACAUUGGCAGCAGCGACCACAGGUUCGAGGAUCCAUCACCUCCGAGCUGUGGCUUCUGUCACAUCCCAUACGAUGAGCUCAGCAUGCCAUUUCCUGCCCAGCUCACCUACUGUUACUACUGCAGGCGGCAAAAGGUUCCUGAUGUGUUAUUCACAACAAUCGACUUGCCAUCAGAGGCACCUGUUACAGGGAAAGGCUGCCUCAUUCAAGCCAGACUGUGUCGUCUGAAAAAGAAAGCUCAGGGAGAAGUGAACGCAACCGCCAUCUCAAACCUGCUGCCUUUCAUGGAAUACGAGCUGCACACUCAGCUGAUGAAUAAGCUGAAGCUCCGGAGCAUGAAUGCUCUGUUUGGUCUGCACAUACAGAUCAGUGUUGGCGAGAACAUGCUGCUGGGUCUUGCUUCUGCUACAGGAGUGUACUUGUCAGCUCUGCCUGCUCCAGGAGGGAUCCAGAUAGCUGGGAAGACCCCCGGCGACCUGACCAACGAGCAGCACAUCCUAUCUAUCCAGAAAAGGAUCAACGACACCAUCGCCAAGAACAAAGAGCUCUAUCAAAUAAACCCACCGAAAUUAUUUGCUCUGGACCCUGAGGUGUUCUGCGGCACAAACAUGGAGCUGACAGAAGAAGGGGUGGGCUCUCCGAUCCCUGAGCCCAGGCACAGAUCCAGACUUUUUCGCUCCCACUCGGAAAGUUCAGAUGAAGUGUCAGAGUUGGAUCUAUCGCACGGCAAAAAGGAUGCUUUUGUUCUGGAGAUUGAUGACACUGAUGCUGUGGAGGACAUCCACUCUCUCCUAAUGGAUGCAUCUCUCCCCUCGGGUUUCUACAGCUGCAACACUGAGACCAUGCCUGGGAUUUUUAACUGGACUACAGCAGUACAGAUGUUUACAUCAGUUAGGGUCCUAAGGUUGAGCAAUGCCAACCUUUCUAACCAAAGCCUGAACAAGAUCUUCACUGACCUUUGUGAGAAUCUGCUAAAGAGUUUUUACUUCAAGUUACGCUCCAUGAUUCCCUGCUGUCUUUGUCAUCUCAACUUCAAUGUAGCGGUGCCAGAAGAAGAGCUCAUUCAGGUUUCAGUGACAGCAGUUGCCAUGACGUUUGACAAGGACCAGACUCAGGAGAGGCCAGUUGAGAGGUUUAUUAUCAAAGGUGGGAGUGAGACUGAUGAGCAACUGCAAUUUCCUCUGGAGUUGUGCGCUGACUCGUCGUCCACCAACUCUCAGACUUCUUCCAAAAUUUCAGGUGUCCCAGAAAAUACCAUUGUCUCAUCCAGAGCUGCCUCCGUUGAUUACGGUUCCUUUGCAGACAGAUGCAGCACCUGGCUAGAGCUGCUUAGGCUGAAAGCUCACACCAUAAGACGAGGAUCAGUUAAGACAAGUAGGAGGACACAGUCUCUAGCACACUCUGUCUCGUCUUUGGAGCAGUGCAGUCCACUGACGGAGGGACGCACCCGUUCACUCCGCUCCAGCCGCUCCUUUGGAGGCAGUUCAGUGACCAUGGUGAAGAUGACGCCGCUCUCUUUUCUCCCUGGGACGCGCAACGUGAAAUACCUGGGAAUCAUCAACAUGUUCUUCAUCAGAGAGACGACAUCUCUACGAGAGGAAGGUGGGGUUAGUGGCUUCCUUCAUUCGUUCAUUGCAGAGGUGUUUGCGAUGGUUCGAGCCCAUGUGGCAGCUCUGGGUGGCAAUGCAGUGGUGUCCUACAGCAUGAAAGACUGCGUUUUAAUGGAAAAUCCAAACAAGAACCAGGCUCAGUGCCUCAUUAACGUGAGCGGGGAUGCGGUCAUCUACGUCAGGGAAACCGAUCAGGAGCCCAUGACCUCAACGACGAAUAUCGGAGAGACUUGUGCAGCUGAAGGAGCUACAUGACUCUUCGACGCUUGAUCUGAUUUUUACCAGCAGGAGGCACUGUCUGAGUGAACAUGCACUCCUAAAGUCUAGCCAUCCAAAACUGUGUGAAUUAAUAUUUGCCUUAAAAUUCUCAAAGAUUCAAAGGUCUGGACAUAUAAUAAGAAAAACAACAAUUACUAAUAUGCUCAAAACUGUGUAUUAUGUGUAAACAUAGGAGUGCAAUGUCUUUUAUGUUUGAACGGGGGCUGAUGUGGCUGUUAUUGGUUAAAACCAGCCAAAGAGCUUAAUUGAAGCUUCUCUUUUUACUUAAGCCGUCCACCCUGGUGUUCAAGCACCGCUACACUGUAUCGGCCAUCUCCUUGGGUUUUGCACACAUGAGGCAGCUAUAAUGAAUUUGUCCUUCUGCAAACCACUGACUUUCAGUAGCCAUGCUAAAAAGGGAUGCACACGUUUUUAAGCAAACCAUUUAUAAGCAGCUGGAUUCUUGCAGUGUUAUGCUGCGUAUUAUCUAACUUGUCGUGCAAGUCAAGUGUUUCCAUUUCAAUAGAGGUGGUGCCUGUAAGGAAAAUACAAUCCAGCCUGGAUAGGCAUCUGGAGCCAAGAGUAAGAAUAUCUCGCAGAACAUCUUUUCUAAUGACCUUUUGAUUUAUAAGUGCUCAUUUACUUUGAAAUUUAAAAAUCAAGUAGCACAGCAAGUAUGAUUUUAUCUACAACCAGAUUUACUAGUGGGCAAAUUGAGAUUUAUAUUUAAAGAACUUAAUAUAAAGUGGGCAGUUGGGAUCUACAAAAUGACUGUCAAACUCUGAGAUCUAAUCCAACCAUGUUCUCUUUGUGUAGCACCUGUGUCAAAUAUCACAUUUGCAAGUUUCAUCUCUGCUGAUUUAGCACUUGUCGUUGUAGGAGUCUCACUGCUGAUCUGUCCAACACCUGAAAAAGCAUCUCCUAGUGUUGGUGCCACCUAAAAAUAAACUGUAAAAUGUUACGAACAAUCAGAUCUGUUUUUGUUAUUGUAUUUUUAUAGCAUCAGUGAAUAAAUCCUGAUGCCUGUGCAGGGCAUUCCUGAUUUUAAUCAUUCUGUCAGAGGCUUAGUGGUACUCUUAUGUGUCAUCAGUAGUUUAUUAUUUUUCAGUGUUUUUGACUAAAACUUGAAUGUAUAUACAUGGAUGCUUUUGCUCUUGGAUUAGCAGCAUGCAGAGCAUCUUUUUAUUGUCAUGAAUCUGUAUGCUUGCCUGGUAAGUUGCACAAUAAACUCAUGUCAAACCAAA